AUGCGCAACAUGGCCGAUGCUAUUUAUGAGGUAGGUUUUAACAAUACUGACACAAUUUUUCUCAUUUCUGCUUUUUGAUGCGACCCGAUCCGUUCAGUUUUUCCUCCACGUAGGUACUAGUUCUUAAGAUUUGAUCUGAUUAAUUUAAAAGACAAUUUUCGUGUUUUUUGUUACUUUAUUUCUCCUCUUUUAAACAGCUCAUUCAUUGACAGUGCCAAACUAAAGUUUCACUUCUUCAAGGAGGAAUUAUUAUGCAUUGUGCUCAUUUGUCGCUUUCUACUUGUUAUUUGGAACGAUUUUUAUCGCUAUCUAUGUCCAGUUUUCUGAUGUUACUCGAACAUUUAGAGGCUUUAUCUUGUCUUUAAUAUACAUUUUUAAGUUUUCGUUUGCGACAGCUCACUUCCAAACUAACACGUGUGACUGUUUUUGUUGUAAGCUUAUAAUCCUUCACAUUAUAAAAAUUGUUAAGGGCUGCCUUGUCCCAGAAUUUAACGUGUGGUACUUGUUUUUUAAACAAGAGAAUUAGCGUUUAAGUUAUGAACGUGGUGUAUUUGUGUACAUUACAGAUUUUUUUAAUUGAUCCAGGUUGAUAAAGUAAUUGGAAGGAGAAGGACAUCAAAAGGAAAGGAAGAAUAUCUGGUCCACUGGAAAAAUUACGAUCGUCUUUAUAGUACUUGGGAACCUGUUGAGAAUUUAACUCCCUGUCUUCAUACUGUGACUGAAUUUAUGGCAAAGUCCUUUCCAAUGCCAGGUAAAAAACAGCAAUUAACGAACCAACGUCGUAAAACGCCCAGGUUGAUUUUUCUCAAACGUAUUUUCAUUUAUCUUUAUUGUUAUUUUUAUACUUGUUUUUCCAUGUAUUGGAUUAAGAAAGAAAAUCAUACUCUCAUCUUCAAUCAUCCCACAGUAAAUAGAUGUAGGUUAGGUGACCUGCAAAUUGCAGCAUAUCCUAUGACCCAGAUCAAACGCCAGGCCGCUGAUGUCUUGAACUAGACUUGCUACAAGUCGACCUCCCAUAAGUUGUUAAAAGUGAGCAAAGGAAGCUGCAGUACAUGAAGGUCGCUGUGCGACUGGACGAGCAACAAAGUCUCAAGGUCGACUUGUUUCACCUAAAUGGAAUUGAAUCAUAUUAUAAAUUCAUGCAGGAAAAAAACAAUCAACAUAUGCUGUGUCGGGAGUGGCGUGAAAUAUCACUCACUGUCCUAUUGGUCAAUUGUCAUGAUGUCACCGGUAGAAUUUUCAACCAGUGAACUUCGCGCCAAACAUGUAUAAAAAGUCCUUUAAAAUGGCAUAACCAUGCAACCGUGAAACAAAUAAAGCCCUCUCAGAAAGUCUAGUGUUGAACCUAAUUGAUGAGUUAUUUAACAAAUAUUGAAUUCAGCUUUCCUAUCAUUUGAAGAAUUAUGGAGAUUGAGGAGGGUGUUAUCCGCCAAGGCCGUAGGUCAAAGAGAACAACACUGUCCUUGAUCUCCAUAAUUCUUCAAAUGAUACGAAAGCCAAAUUCAAUAAUUGUUUUAUUAUUCAUUCAAAAUAAUUCCUAGUUUUAAAACAAGCUAACACAUGCUUAUCAAAGAUGAACUUAUUAUUGAUGGAGGUAGUGCAUGUUUAUCUGCAAGUUUUGGAGAUAAAGAGUUCUUCAGGUGUGCAAAUAUUCUCCAAAUAGCAGAUGUUGUCCGUUAAGUUGUCUUCUUGCUGUUCUUGCUAUGCUUUUUGAAAAUAGUUCGCCUUGAAACAAGUAAAAUGUCCCGCUAUUUUGUACUCACUACCAAAACAACUCAAACUCGUCCCCAGGUCUUCUGGGUUAAUGGUUCAAUAAUCUGUCAAUUUUGCUGCAUGAUAGAGGUCGUCAGUUCAAUAUCACAAAAUUCUUUCACAUUUGGUCAGCAAUAGCUUGUUAUGAUGAAUUAUGCAUGAGAUUUUAGCCAAUCAGAUACAGAGAAAUACUUUGAAUGAAUAAUAAAACAAUUAUUAGGUGAGGAUUUUGUGUGAUGUGGAAUAAUUUAAUAAGUUUGAGGUGUAAGUAGAAUAAUAACACACCAUUGCAUGGAACACAGUUUAACACUGCUCUUUGAAAUCAUAAACAACAACACCAUGGCAUUUGAAGAAAUUAUUCAAUGAAUUUAGAAGCAGAGUGGAUUUGAUUGUGACAUGAUUAAGCUGACAAAGACUAUUAACUCUUUCCAGACUAUAAAGUGAUAUUUCAUUUCAUUGGUUGUUUUUUGAUUGUUUGAACCAGUUUCAUUCACCACAUGAGUGGCUUGGCAAUUGAACAAAGCCAUUUGAGUUGAUAAGGUAGAUUGGCCACCAUAAAGGGAUUAAGAAACUCAUGUUUCAACGCUAGUCCUUUUUCAGAGUAUUUCAGGGGGACAGUAUGAGGUUUACAUAUCUGUGUUGAAUGUAAUACUGUUAAUGCUAUUAAAGGGAGCAACAGUAACAUGAAAAACAAGAAUUAUUUAGUUGAAUGAGAAGGUACGUUUGUUGAUUCCAUGGGAAUUAAGAGUGUCCCUUAUAUUUAGAAAAAUUUUUGUUCUGGAUUUUUGUGGCUUUCUGUGUUGCCUUGGUGAAGGGCUGGAAUGAUUGGCAAGGUUAAAAGUGCAAGCUACUGGGUUUGAUGCAUAUAAUUGCCAUUUCUUUCAACACCUCAAAGACAUUGACAGAAAGUCAAACCAUUGCAGCCUAGUUUUCAGCCUAUUUUGCCAUAUAUCUGUUGAUAAAACCAAAGCUUUGCAUUUCACUCUUCCACUAAAGCAGCACCACAGUUUCUUUAGAAACUAACCCCUUCUUUUCUGUGAAUAGCAUUUCUCUUCCCUGCACACAUGCUUUCUGUUGCACGAGAUAUGAAAAAUAGUCUUUACUUGUAGCUCUCUAGUAAGUUCUAUUUAGGAGUCACCUCAAUGAAAUAUUAUUUUUUUACUGUUUGACAGGAAUAAAUGCAAGUUGUGUAACUCAUUUAGAAACUAGCAAACCAGAGUUACGUCAACUGAAAAAAGUCACUGAUAUUGACAAAAGGAAGCUGAAGGGCCUUGCAAACAAGGAAAUGGUGGAUGAAAUUUUGAAAGUGAAAAAUAUGACUACGGAACUUAAAAAAUUCCAACGAGGAAGAGGUAGAGGCAGGAAAAGGUCACAAAUCCCUGAUGUGUGUGAUGUGUUAGGUGCAGAGUUGGAUGGCAGAAAAAAACUUAAGACAAACCCAAUAAAUGGAGCUAUUAAUGAACAUACCUUGCUAGCUGAAGUAGCUGGUAAAUGUCCUGGAAAAGCUGCUGGAAAAAAGAAGAAAGGCCUAAAAUCUCCAGGGCGGCCAAGAAAAAAUGGUUUGACACAUUCUAUGGUGGAGUUAGAUGAAAGUGAGAUGGCAAGGUUAAUGCGCACCACCCGAACACAUGGUGUUUUAGAUGAGUGUGUGUCAGUAAUAAAGGAAGGACGGGUUUGGAAAAUCACUCUGUGCAGUGAAAAGAAGAGAAAUGCAUUAACAACUGAGGUUUGUUUGGUUUUGCUGUUUUAAGGGUAUUUCAGGGAAUGGUUGCAGGACUUUCAGAUUCCCCUAACAUCCCUUUUUGGGCCGUGUUAAUGCCCAUUGCCAUAGAAAGAGAAAAGCUCCAAAAUCCUUUGUUUUCUACCAAGCAAAAUCUUUGCCAUGUAAGAAAAAAAUUGAUUUAAAAAACUUUGUAUCACAUACUUUCACAAGAAUUUGCAAUGAAGCUGAACAAGGUGGAAAGAUCAGUCUGAACUUGCCCUAAUGUACAUCCAUAACAGUAAACAAAUUGUUAUUUUUGCUGGUGGCCUUAUUCAUCUAUAUGGUGCUUCCUUAUAGUUGAUACCUGAGCUGUGUGAAACAGUAGAUAGCAAGACAACAAUCUAUUACUUUGAGUUUUAGGCUAAUUGUUUACACCAUACCAGACAGCUUUUUUGCUGAGGCUUCUGUUGAGUGAUUUUGGCAUGAUUUCCAUGAUGGAGCAAAGCUGCAGAGCCACACCAAUCCCAUAUCGGAUAGGUGUGCAUACUGUACCAUUUAGCUUUUCGUCUCAGCACUCACUCCACUGACAGCUGAUGUAUGUAAUUUGAUCCUGUGAAUAGUACAGAGCAAAUAUGUGAUAAUUAUUUUGACAUUGUCCACUUCCCAGAUGUGUGACCAGCUUGCUAACUUUCUUCAUGAAGCUUCUAAAGAUGAUGAUGUCAGUGUUGUUGUUUUGACUGGAGCGGGAGACAAUUUUUGCAGUGGUCUUGAUUAUCAGGACUUGGUGAAUACCCAUCAUCGACAGAGUGCAAAAAGAAUGGUAGAGAAAUUCAAGUAAGUCAUGUCCUUGGAUAACUGUCAAUGCUAAAUAUUAGUUUGUUUGUGUUAGGCAAAUUACGCCCUUUUCUGAGGGAACCCUUCAAUAAUGUGUCUCCUUUGUUAAAACCCAAAUUUGUUGUCUUAUGAAAAACUAUAACGAUUUUCACAUUGAUCUUUACUUUAAUAAAUUUUCAGUUAUAAAAAUUCAAGGAAAUAAAAUUGCAUUUAAGAAAACUUGGAAAAACCUCAAAUAGGAUUUAGCAAUCACUUACUAGGAGAUCUUUAAUUUAGUUUCAUUUGGUUAAAUAAUGAAUAGGUAUUAUUAUUCAUUUCACCACAAUGAACCUAAAGGUCAAUGUCAAAGAGAAAGAAUCUCCAAAAAUCUGCCACUGCUUCCCUUCUUUUUCCUUUUGGGAAACUCUAGUUUCUAAUUACAGUCAAAGCUAUUGUAAGUGACCACCUCAGAAAUGGAAAAAGUGGUCAUAACUAGAGCUAGUCGCUUACAAGAAUGAAUUCUCGUAAGUGACCGCAUGGUAAAACAAUAAUGGGUGGUUACUCAGAGCUCCAGAAACUCAUUAAUAAUUCAUAAGGAAAAACAAACGAAAAUUAAUAUUUAAUGAGUGACUUAAGCUGAUAUAGACUAAGCUUAACUAUACAUCCAAUUUUUUUAAACCCAAAUUACUCCAAGAUCUUUAUCAACAAGCCAUUAAUGCAGUGUGCAGUUUUAUUAAAGUGUUGGUUUAUCGUUUAUGAGAGCUUAAAAACAAAGAAAAAGUCCAGUUGGGUAAUCCCAAAAUGCAGUCAUGGUCACUUAUGAGAGCUCUUCAUUGCAAAGUUUCACUGACAGUUGAAAUGGGGUUUUGCAAAGGUGGUUGUAACCAGAGCUGGUCACUUACAACAGAGGUCUCAUUGAGAGCUUUAACCAUAUUAUUAAAAGAGAUCAUUUUGUAACAUCUCUAUAUUCUCUAACAGCCCAAGAUUGUACCUCAGUGCUGUUAUUUCAGUCCUUACCAAGACCUACUCUAAUGGCAUCAUCUUAAUCUGUGCCAUAGGCAAUGCCUUGUUAUUAGGAGAAGUUACGGUUUCUUAAAUGACAUGUAUUUCUCUGCCUGUUCCACGCUCCAAGCUAGUUGAGAAAGUGUGAACAUGAAAAUAAAACUGGAGGAAACUCAUGAGGAAAUGCGCUUAUAUUUUCGCAUGCCUUACACCAUCCGUAAUAUCUGAGGGCCUGGAACAAACUAGUAUUUCUCCUGAUAAGCAGUCUGAAUACAUCAACAAAAAGAAGUUCUGUCCUCAUUUCUUAAAUGGUCAUCAAUUUCUCCACAGGCUUUUGGUCGAAUUAUUAAUCAGCUUUCCUAAAGUGCUUGUAGCAGCUGUGAAUGGCAAUGCUUUGGGGUUUGGAACAGCUCUCCUUGGAUUGUGUGACGUGGUGUAUGCCAGCAACAAGGUCUGUAGUUAUAUUUAUUCAUUUCAGAACAGCAGGCAUCAACAGUUACUGUUGUUCUUUAAUUUUUGACCACUGUAAAAUACCAAUUUGACAGCACAAUCCUUAUUUCUGACCGGUAUGCUGCCUUGUCACAUCUUUCCCUUUUAUGUUGGAAGGUGACUUUAUGUAUGCAAAACUUUGUGCAAGGUUAAGAAAUCUCCUGAAGCAUGUCCAAAUGCAAGUGAUUUCAUCAAAUACAUGUCCCAGACACGCCGAUUUUGAGGUCACAUAUGCAAAUAUAAAUGACUGAAUUCUUGUCUCCCUACUCUUAAAUAUCAUUCAGCCAAGCCUGUCUUAGAAAGAAUUUGAUUUGAAAAUUUUUAAAAUACUGAUUUUUGGACUUAAACUGUUGGAAGUGAAAAAGCUCAAUUCAAGGUAUAUUGCUCAUCUCAUAAUGACCAUUUCUUUAACUUAAAAAAGAAAAAAAUAAUUUCAAAGCACUUUCUUUUGCAUUUUUCUUUUUCAGGCAACAUUUCAGACCUGCUUUACUAACUGGGGUCAUCCACCUAUAGGGUGUUGUUCUACAGUCCUCUCACGCCUGCUAGGAAAAACUGGGGUGAGUGCUAGAUUAAACAACUUUAUUAAGAGAUGUCCCUCAAAUCCUUACAUUCUAGCCUGCAGGGUGGUUUUAAAUGGAAAGAAGAGUGGGGACUGGAGAGAGUGAGAGAUGUUUUAUAUCCAUUUCUGUGGAUACUGACAAAAACCACAAAAUAAUUACUGAUUACAGUCAACUCUCACAUUUUGGACAAACCGCUCCAACAGACUGCCCCGAUAAAACGGACAGUAACUAAAUCUGCAGCAAAGACAAAUUACAGACGUUUGACUGAAAGAAACUCCUGGUAUUGCGGACUCUCGCUAAAGAGAAUGCUAACUCGAUGUCCCUAUAUUGUCUGUUAUGAAGGGAGUUGACUGUAACUGAGAUGUAAUGAAUAAUCUGUUUUUCCAUCAGUGACUUGCAAAUUGAAGAGAAUUGCAUCACUCGUGGGUUUAAAGCAUCGUAUGAUCACUCAUCUUGGGAACAGAAUAGUGUCUGGAAUGUAUUGUUUUGCUCUAAAUGGACCUAGGACCAUCUGAAAAUGAGAUUUUCUAGCAAACCCAAUAGAUACCAGUGUGGAGUCACUCAUUCAACAUACUUUAGUCAAGCCGAAACCACUUAUUAAAAAUAAUAAUUGCAUUCUCUUACCUCGAACGCAACCUCUAAUUUGUGUUGGGCAUUCUGUGCAUUAUUGGGUGUACUGUGCAAUUAAUAAGGGAGAUUUUUUGAGAAUGCGUUUUUGUUGUCGACACACAUUUGCCUCAAUUUGAGGCGCUUGCUUACGAUUUGCCUCACUUUGAUGCGCUGACUCGCGUGGUGAUUCUUGUGUCUGCGGCGUUCAUCUUUCAAAGCGGUUUGCUAAGGUCUGAUAUUCUUUGUGAAGCGUUCAUCUUUUAAAAAGUUUACUGAAUCUUUGUAAAGUGUACAUCGAUCUGUGUUUGCUGAAUCCUCCAAAGCGUUCAUUUUUCAGAAAUUUGCCGUUAAAGUUUACUUUGGAUUAAGCCUUCAUACUUUUCAGCAUGGUUCGUCACUGUCUUUGGAAAAGGUCUGCGACUCCUAGUGCAUGCAUCAAACCGGGUUUAGUUUGGCGGCCGUUGUACCACUAGACUGCGAGCAGUCUCUUAUUUUUCUUUGCAAAGUUACUGCACGGGAAACCUAAGUACAUGAGCGGCGAGCCGCGAGAAACAAGGGCGUAAGCCCGAGAAGAAAAAAUCUCAUUCCCUUUAGUAAUAAUAACGUCGUGGUUAUCGCGCUGGAUGAGAUAAGAACUAGACGGAUUUAAAAGAGAAAAGGCGGACUGCAAGCCGUCUAUUGUACCACAAGGUAAAUUUACCGAGUUGUGUAGCUUGGUGGCCAAUGUGUCACAAAGUAAAUCUACCAAGUUGUGUAGCUCGGCAACCGUUGUGCCACAAAGUAAAUCUACCGAGAUGUGAAGCUCGGCAACACCAUUUGAUCAUGACUUGUGAUAUUUUCGGCACUGGACAAACAAACACUUUAACUCUCUGUUAUUUAUUAGGAAAAUGUAUAAACCAGCCCACAGUAGCACCACUCUUAAGUCACUGAAAUCAACACGCUCGACCAAAUUACUGGAAAAGUUAUUGACGUGAGCCGCACACACAUUCCAUUGAAACCUUUGACAGGGUUUGUGCAAAGUUUGAAUUCCGAUGUGAAAGCUUUUAAAACAGUUAAUUCAAUUUAAAUCAUUUUGUCAACAAGUUGAUGAUUGGAUGCUCUUAAACUAAAAACAGAGAAAAUUGUCCGAAGAAAUGUUUUUGAAGAAAGAAAAAGAAUCCCGGGUUAAGCACUAAUCAGCCUUUGAGCAACUGCGCCCUGUAAGCGUGCCAGUAAAACAAAUUAUAUUUAUCUAUAUCGCAACCACCCUUCCCCCUUCAAAUGCUACCCAUAGGCCUAAGAAACAUAUCAAAUGCACUCUCCUAAGCUCCGAUUACUCCUAGUAUAAUAAUAAUGGUAAUAUGAUAAUAAUUGUCUAUCUGCUGACCUGAUUUUGGCAUUGAUAGGACAGUAUAUGUCAUGCCUUAGUAACUGGAUACUACAUGCCAUCGUGAGCGCACUUGAAUCACCUUUUUGUUUUCACUUCUACAGUGUAGCUUAGAAAAUGCUCAAAAUUUCUGUAUAUUUUGUCAGUCACUGGCGUAAUUACAGACUGAACUGGACUCCACUUAGCCCUAUUACCAUUACUGACAGUAACAGUAACAGAUGGAUUCUUAAGAAUUUGGGCGAGCAUGUGCAUUUACCUUAGAGGUGUGAUUGAUGUUGAGACUGCUUUGAUUCACAAUUGUGUACAUGAAUAACAAUGCCCCUUUAGUUCCAGUAUCAGUGGAUCUGCUUUGGUAUGCAGCUUAUUUGCUUAUAUACAACUGCUAGAGCAUGUAGCACUCCUAUUGUCAAUAAAUAGAUUACAAACUUUUAAUGGAUUUAUUCCUUUUUUUUUUUCACUGGUAGGCGGUUUCAAUGCUGCUGCUAAACCAUAAAAUGGCUGCCACAGAGGCUUGGGAAAAUGGUCUUGUGAUGGAAGUUUUAAAGCCGAACAAUUUCAUGGGUCAGGUCAAUAGCAAAGUGAAAACCAUGGCUUCCAUGUCUACAAAGGUACAGUAAUCAUCUGCGACAUUAUCAAAUCCGAACACCUUUCAAACGUGGUCAGGGCUGGGUUGUUCAAAGCUGAGUUGAGAUAACCCAGGGUUAGUGCGAAAUUUGAAUUCAGAUAUGAAAGCAUAAAAAGUAAAUUCAGUUUAAAAAUUCUUUUGGUCAGCAAGUUGAUGAUUGGAUGCUCUUAAAAUAACAGAGAAAAUUAUCCGAGAAAAUGUGUUUAAGCAAAAGAAAAAGAAAGCCGCAUUAAAUUUAACCCUGGGUUAAGGAUUAAUCGGCCUUCGAACAACUGGGCUCAGUUGUUUAAGUAACACAGGUACCAUGGUAUUGUUUUCAUUUCAGAGUUUUUGAUAAUAUUUUAAGAACAUUAUCUAAAAACUUCACAUUGAUGAAAUGGCCAAGUCAGUGUUAGAAAAAUAGUGUUCUUUAAAUACUGGAAGUAUGGACUGGAACCUCUCCUUAUGGAUGCUCUUGUAAGCGGACAACUCUACUUACAGCCACCUUCACAAAACCCUGUUUUACUCACCUCCCGUACAAAUUUUGUAUUUUUUAUUCUUUUAAGUGGCCAGGCCAAGUUAUGAACACAUCCCAAGGGAAUCUGCUUACAAGAGCCUCCACUGUAGCCAAUAUUAUUCCAUAAUCAGUUUUCAGUGCACAGAUAUAUUAAUGGAUCUCACUAAUUUUGUACUGUGCAACUGAACUUUUUGGCAGUUGAAUGGCAAUGUCCAGUUCCGAGUUGACUCAUUGUAUUGGCCGUUGCUACAUUCUGGUGCAGUCUGCAUUUCACUGCAGUUAAGCUUAUUUUGAUCAAUACCUCUUAGGUCCUACAGGACACAAAAUCACUGAUGAAGCAGCCAAGUCAAGAAAAUCUCCUAGAUACGAAUGACGAAGAGUGCAAGUUAUUACUAAAAUACCUUACAGAUGAUACUGUGUUGGACAAUCUGAAAACACUAUGGCUACCUGAUGUAGUCAGUACAUAGUCACAUUACAUAAUUAUUAUGUGAACACCUCUCUUGCAUACAUUAAGUCUUAAUUAUAUAUUUAAAUAGUAGAUUUAGUUAUCUUCCAAGUCCAUGAUCAAAAUAGGCCAAUUUACAGUAAAGACGUGGUUAUCAUGUAAAGAUGAUGUAUCUGUGACAUAGCUGCUGGUAUUGCCUGUGAUACUGCUUUGACAUGAAAACACGCUGAAAGCAACUAAAAACGUCACAGUUCUUUAUUGCCAACAUUCCUUUGAAGAUUAACUCAAGUUAACUUUGCAGGCAUACUGCUGCUGCUAACUACUAUUCUCAUAAGAAAAUAGUACCACAGACAGCACCAGCGGCUUAUGUUGCAGUUUGGUUGGUUUCAUAUGCAAACCAGGUUUAACAUAGCUUGCGAUGACUUUGUUUUAAACUAGAAAGUUCAGUGCCAUUCUUAUGCAGUAGCAGAGCAUGGUUUGCAUUUGAAAAGAAGUGUGGUUUCUACCACAACAAGGUCACCUUCAGCCUGUUUUCCACUCAAGGUCAGAACUCAGAGCACAACUGUAAAUUGGUCUAUUCAAGUUUUGGGGAAAAUUAUUGUAAUAAUUAUUAUAUGCACUUUAUAAGUAGUGUCUUGGUGCUUCUGGUUUAGAAAACACAAGUUCUUGAUUAUUUUCACUGAAGAAAAGCAUUUUGCAGAUUGAUGUAUUAAGCUGAUACCUAGUUAGACUAAUUCAUUUCACUAAUUCAUUCCCAGAUGGUUCAAAGUUGUCUGUCUCAGAUCAUCUGAGAAUCAGACUUACUUACUUUAAACCAGUCGUUUGCAAGAGAAGGAAUUGUUGUAGAGCUUUAUGGCAAGUUUCCAAUUUUACGCAGUAGGAUUCAAGGAUUAGAAAAAAAUGGACUACGCCAAAAAGUGUCAUCAGUGUAAACAACACUCCCGGAAAGUAUCCCUUGAGGGAUUUACCCUGAUUACAACAAACAGACAAAAGUGCUAGAGGCUGGAUCAAGGUUUAAAAACAAUAGAGUUCAACAAACUGAGGAAAGGGGGUUAUUAUGUCACCUCAAUCAGUUGUUGCAACUACUUUUUCAGGGCCAAUUUCUAGUGUCCUGUUAACAGGCAUUAAAAUAACAGCUCCAUCUCUGCAGACUAGGAUGGCUGGACCAGACUUUAGGGACUGCUAAUUCAUUUUCUUUAUAGUGUACGAUCCCAUUAUUUUAGAAUUUAACUUGUUGAGAUGUAAUAUAUCCUUUUUAGGAGCAAACAAUAUGUUAGGGAAGCACUCCGCUAUAUUCUCUUUUACUGAAUUGUUUUUCCCUUACAACUAGGAUAUUUGCAUAAAUAGUGAACUAAAAAGGAUUUGAUUUUAAGUCAGAAGUCUGAGAACUUUUAAAAAGAAUAAGCCAGUGCCUUUCGGUUCAGACAUUUUACACAGAC
Porites lobata is the source of this 11298-nucleotide messenger RNA. Lineage: Eukaryota; Metazoa; Cnidaria; Anthozoa; Scleractinia; Poritidae. The record is from the annotation of a GenBank genome assembly.